GCCAUGGGAGAUGCGCCCAAGAGCAGCUCCGCCCGCCGCUCAUGGCACACCCUCUUCCCCGAUGAUGCUCCCACACCCACCGCUCCCUCAAGCCCACCCCCAGCGCUCAGGACGCUCCCUCAGUCGCAGUCGGCCACCAAUCUGAUUUCAUCCCCGCAGCUUAUAAACAAGUCGCCGGGCCAGAAGAUGGACGAGGCCAAAGCUUCUCAGCAGCCGCGCGCCGGUGAUCCCUCCGCCAACGAAGUCGUACAGGAGGUGGAGGCCUCCGCCAAUGACCGCGUCCAGGAGGAGAAGGAGGCGCCCAAGACCGAUCUGCCCGCUUCUGGUCCGGAGAGCACCCCGCUGGAUGUGGCUGCCGGUGACAAGAAAAAGGCCGUGGCAAAGGGGAAAGUGGCAGGCAUUCGUAUUUGGUCCGUGGAAGACGAGUUUGGCAUCCUCGAGUCCCUCGCCGCGUUCGUCAAAGCUUAUGGGAAACCUCCAGGUCGCUCCCAGCUGUGUGAAGUCGUCCGCGAGCACGUUGUUGACAAGAAAGAGUUCACCAAGACACAGAUUUACGAGAAGGUCCGCGGGCUGAGGAACAAGUACUAUACUAUGCGGACCACUGCUGCUGCUUCUGGAGCACCACCACCUGGAGAUGCUGAUGACCUGCGCAAGUAUGAUCUAUCCAGUAAAAUUUGGGGUGAUUCCCUGAUGUUGCCCAAGCGUGAGAUAAAAGAGAACAGCUCUGGCCAGCCGCUUGUCCGUAGGAAGUUUGAGGAACUCCGGGACAUGUACCCUCACCUCACUCUAAUGGUGGAGGAGAUCGCUGGUGGUGACCGCUGCUUUCUGAAAAGGGCGUUUGAGUUUAUUGAUGACGAUACAGCCCACCAGUUGGAUGCCAAGUUGAAGAAACAACGGAUUUUGAAAAUGAAGAUUCAUCAGGACCGUACGAGUAUCACGAGGGAGGUGCUUAGCACGCUUGUCGAAUACAUGACGUAAUACGCUGAGUUGGUCAAAUAUAUGAUGACAAGGUGUGAAACUGCUUCCUUAGUUUCGUAGUAGUAUGUCAAGAACUUCUGCAUCGUCAUGUGCCCUCAAGUUCUUUAUCUAUGUUAGCUCUGAUGAACCUUGAUGAACCGAGUAGUUUAUGAAGUGAGC
This is a messenger RNA of Lolium rigidum, 1137 nucleotides long. RefSeq lists its product as uncharacterized. Lineage: Eukaryota; Viridiplantae; Streptophyta; Magnoliopsida; Poales; Poaceae. The coding region runs from base 4 to 978 and encodes 324 amino acids. Gene Ontology annotation, cellular component: nucleus. Gene Ontology annotation, biological process: regulation of DNA-templated transcription. The record is from RefSeq and is a predicted model, not a curated record. The transcript has a single exon.